AAAUUUGCUCAAACAAUGAUCUUUGCCAUAAAUGAGAUCAACAAUAAUCCUGAAAUGCUGCCUAAUGUUAAACUUGGCUACAAGAUUUAUGAUAACUGUGGAACUAUGGACAUACUGAGAGCGGCACUGGCAUUGGUGAGUGGACUAAAAGGAGAAAUCAGAGAUGACAACUGCACUAAAGCUGAGACAGUACAAACCAUCUUGGGACAUUCAGGAUCAAGACCAACUAUUGCAUUUGAACAGGUUGUUGGAAGGUUUCAUAUACCUGUGAUUAGCCAUUUUGCCACCUGUGCCUGUCUGAGCAACAAGAAAGAGUAUCCCACUUUCUUCAGAACGAUUCCCAGUGACUACUACCAGAGCAAAGCCUUGGCAAAGCUGGUCAGGCACUUUGGUUGGACCUGGAUUGGGGCUAUAGCUGUAAAUAAUAAAUACGGCCUCAAUGGCGUAGCUGCAUUUGUCCAAGGUGCACAAGAAAAUGGAGUGUGCAUUGAGUAUUCUGAAGCAUUUUCAUCAUCAGAUCCACCUGAUAGACUACAGAGAAUAAUAGAGAUCAUUAAGCAUGGCACCUCCAAAGUUAUCUUGGCUUUUAUGUCUCACAGAGAAAUUAAGUUGCUCUCAACAGCACUGUACAAACAGAAUGUUACAGGACUGCAGUGGGUUGGCAGUGAUGCCUGGAUCACAGAUCACUCUCUGACUGACAGCGAGGGACACAGCAUCCUGGUGGGUUCACUAGGCUUCACUGUCAGCCGGGCUCAGAUCCCCGGGCUGGAGGAGCACCUGAGGGAGCUCCUCCCCUCACAGUUCCCUGACAGUCAGUUUGUCAGAGAUUUCUGGGAAAACACGUUCGACUGCUCUCUGAAUGAAACUGCAAACACACAAAGAAAGCCUUGCAGCGGUUUUGAGAGCUUACAAAAUGUUGAAUCACAGUUCACUGAUGUGUCUGAGCUGAGAUUCACUAACAAUGUGUACAAGUCAGUUUAUGCAGUGGCUCAUGCUCUUGACAACCUGAUCAAAUGUGAGGAUGGUAAAGGGCCCUUUUCAACCGGGGGCUGUGCUGAUAUCAAACACAUUCAACCAUGGCAGGUUCUGCAAUAUCUCAGCACUGUGAAUUUCACCACUGGGGAAGGGGAGAGAGUCUAUUUUGACAAAAAUGGAGACUCACCAGCAAGAUAUGAACUUGUUAAUUUACAAAUGACCAACAAAGGAACAAUGGAUGGAAUAACAGUUGGCAUUUAUGAUGCCUCUUUUCCAGAGAGUCAUCAGUUUAUAAUGAAUAACAUCCCAGUUGUCUGGGGAAAUGGGCUGACUGAGGAGGUGCCUGUGUCAGUCUGCAGUGAGAGCUGUUUGCAAGGAACUCAUAAGGUCCUCCAGAAAGGAAGGCCAGUCUGCUGUUAUGAUUGCAUACCCUGUCCAGCAGGCGAGAUCAGUAAUUUAACAGAUUCAAUACACUGUAUGAAAUGUCCACCUGAAUACUGGUCCAACAGCCAAAGAGAUGCCUGCAUCCCCAAAGCAAUAGAAUUCUUGGUAUAUGAUGAAAUCCUGGGGAUGCUUUUAGCAUUAUUUUCAUUGCUGGGAGUUUUUGUGACUAUGAUCACAACACUAGUCUUCUACUGCCACAAAGAAACCCCACUAGUACGAGCCAACAACUCUGAGCUGAGCUUCCUGCUGCUCUUCUCCUUGACCCUGUGUUUCCUGUGUUCUCUGACCUUCAUCGGCCGGCCCUCUGAGUGGUCCUGCAUGCUGCGACACACUGCGUUCGGCAUCACCUUUGUCCUCUGUAUCUCUUGUGUUCUGGGGAAAACUAUAGUAGUGUUAAUGGCCUUCAGGGCUACACUUCCAGGCAGUAAUGUAAUGAAGUGGUUUGGGCCUGCACAGCAGAGACUCAGUGUUCUGGCUUUCACUCUCAUACAGGUUUUAAUUUGUAUUCUUUGGCUGACAAUUAGCCCGCCAUUUCCCUUCAAAAAUCUGUUGCUCUAUCAGGAUAGAAUUAUCUUAGAAUGUGAUCUUGGCUCAGCUGUAGGCUUCUGGGCUGUGUUGGGGUAUAUAGGACUCCUGGCUGUGCUAUGCUUCAUCCUUGCUUUUCUGGCUCGAAAGCUGCCUGAUAAUUUCAAUGAAGCCAAAUUCAUCACCUUCAGCAUGUUGAUAUUCUGUGCAGUCUGGAUCACCUUCAUCCCAGCGUAUGUCAGCUCUCCUGGGAAGUUCACUGUGGCUGUGGAGAUAUUUGCUAUUCUGGCCUCCAGCUAUGGGCUGCUCUUCUGCAUUUUCAUGCCAAAAUGCUUUAUAAUUCUGUUUAGGCCUGAGCAGAACACUAAGAAACACAUAAUGGGAAAGACAUUUAAUAAUGAUAUACAUCAUUAA
This is a messenger RNA of Seriola aureovittata, 2358 nucleotides long. RefSeq names its product extracellular calcium-sensing receptor-like. NCBI's taxonomy places the organism in Eukaryota, Metazoa, Chordata, Actinopteri, Carangiformes, Carangidae. Gene Ontology annotation, molecular function: G protein-coupled receptor activity. Bases 16 to 2358 code for a protein of 780 amino acids. The record is from RefSeq and is a predicted model, not a curated record. Gene Ontology annotation, biological process: G protein-coupled receptor signaling pathway. Gene Ontology annotation, cellular component: membrane. The transcript has 5 exons.